Molecule: messenger RNA, 790 nt
Organism: Lymnaea stagnalis (great pond snail)
Lineage: Eukaryota; Metazoa; Mollusca; Gastropoda; Lymnaeidae
Source: the annotation of a GenBank genome assembly
AGCCCAGGUGAGGAGGGUCCAUUCAAGUGUCCAACUUGUAAGAGAAUGUAUAGAACACGAGAAAGGUUUGAAUCCCAUGUUCGUGACUGCGAUUUUGAAGUGAGCACCAGUGAUGAGGAUGAGAAACCCACAAUUAAAGAACUGCGAUCAUCAGAGAGGUUCCGUGCUGCAAAUAGGGAAAAAUAUGACCAUUCUUUAGUUGUGGACAGAUCAGAAAAGUCUUUGUCUUCUGCAUCGGCACCUGCAUCGCCACCUCUGAAUGUGCCCUUGAGUAUCAUCAUCACUGACGAGUAUAAAGAUGAAAAGCUUUCACCGUCCAGCAGAGAUCUGUCUGAUGAUUGCUCUAGUGUUCAGAGUCAAGAUUCGAGGCGGUCAUCACUCAGGAAAAGCACUGUCACACAGAGGAAUGCCGCACCGGCUCAUCUUGCCAAGGUGAGACGCAGGGACUCCAAAUCUACUCUUUCCCCAGAUGAGUCCACCUGCUCUUCUUUGCUUUCACCAAAGUGCUACACCAGACAUGCAGAAGAAAAGCCAUCGCCUAAAGAAACCAUGCUUGAAGCAGUCGGGCUAGUCAGCAGAAGAUCCCUUGAGCUAUCCCCUCAUUCAGAUAUUGACCCUGUUGGGCAGAUGAAGCUUCAGCCUCGUAUUUCUCCUCCAGUAAUGGACGAAGCCCCAAAAAGGGAAAAAAGAAGCCCGGCACAGGCCAGUGGGAACAUUAGACCAAGUAUUAUGGCUGGUGGGCUCCCCAAACAAGGUUCAUCCAAACAGAGAAGCAUAGCUAUCACCUACG